Messenger RNA from Anopheles maculipalpis, 672 nucleotides. RefSeq lists its product as uncharacterized. The transcript has 4 exons. Bases 1 to 672 code for a protein of 223 amino acids. The record is from RefSeq and is a predicted model, not a curated record. Lineage: Eukaryota; Metazoa; Arthropoda; Insecta; Diptera; Culicidae.
AUGACUGUCCGUUGCUGUGUGAUGCUUGUCGUACUGGUGGCAAUCGUGAUCCAUUCGGCCGGUAGCGUUCGAAAUGAUCCACCAGGUGAUGGUGUUAAGAGCCGCCAAAAGCGCAUUGUGUUUCCGGUGAACGCGGCCAUGGGUAUUAUCUUUGCCCUGGCCAUUCCACUUGGCAUACCGAGCAGAAACAUUUUUAUGUCCUACAACUUUGAAGGCAAUUACAACAGUCCAGCGGAUGCCAAUAUCUUUACGGAGGGUUUCGCUAACUAUAUUAAAGGCAUCGUGGAACCCCUAACGGCACCCUCAGUUCCGGUAGAAUCGUAUGGUAUAAGGCGGCGCAGUGCCGAGAGGCGAAAUACACCUGCGACACCACAAGUGACACGGAGACAGAUUUACAAAAUGCUUCAAAAGCAUCUGCAGAGCCAACACUUUCAUGGCAGGAAAUGUUUGCAGCGAAUGAUCUGUGAAGCGGCAUUGCAUCCGUUUAGCGAAACGAAUGGCGUUGUUGGUGAUGUGGUACAAAUUCUGCUAAGUCCAUCCACCUCGAGGGAUGAAUCUUUACCGAAGGAAUAUCGAAUGGCGGAGCUGUCCGGACGGGAUGGUUCUUGUGAUGCGUAUCGAUCAGAGUGUCCAAAGGAUCCACUGAAGGCUGUUAGUGUUUUGUUAGGAUAG